AGGAGGAGCCGGUCAAGGUGCGCUGAUAGAACCUGCAGGAAAUAAAGACUUUUCCGUUGUAGUUCUUUUUUUUUUUUUGAAAGAUGUUGUUGAGCCAAGAGAGCGUCCUGUCGGUUCUUCUCUCGGCGGGUGGCCGAGUGAGGAAAUCCGAGCUGGUGUCUCGCUUUAAAGACUCGGUGGACUGCGACGAUCCGGCUGAGAAGACGCGGAACAGAGAACUCUUUAAGACUUUUGUUAACAACGUCGCCUGCGUGAAGGAGAGCGAGGGUGUCCGCUAUGUGGUGCUCAAGAAAACCUACCAGAAAUGUCUACAGGAGAACACGGAGGACAAGGAGGACAAGGAGGAGGGUCCACCUGAAGGAGAAGGUGAAGACAAGACAACAGCGCUGCUGUCUCCUUUUGAGCUUGCAUUGCACAGGAGCAAAUAUUCAGAAACAAAAGUGCAGAAGAUGCUCAGUUUUGCAGCCAAACCCUACGCUUUACCUCUGAGGAUGCCCUCCGUGGACCUCAAGGUGGACACCCCAGAAAGCCCCGUAAGAACCAAAAGGAGACCACCUUCAGAUGAGCCUAAAGAUACCAGAAUCCUGUCUUCGGUUCCUCUAGACCAGGCGGAGCACGAGUGGCUGGUGAAGUGCGCCUCUGGUCACUGGAGUCAGGUCUACGGCCUCCUGCUGAGAGACCGCCAGCUGGUCCACAAGCGGGACUUCAUGUCGGGCUUCACUGCCCUGCACUGGGCCGCCAAGCACGGCAACGGCGACAUGCUGGAGAAGCUCGUCGACCUCUCCAGGGAGACGGGUGACGCUGUGGACGUCAACGCCAGGACGCACGGCGGCUACACCCCCUUGCAUGUCGCCGCCUUGCACAAGCAGGACAACAUCCUGGCCGUGCUGGUGGCGGAGUACGGCGCCGAUGUGAGCAUACGGGAUAACGGCGGCAAGAGGGCGUACCACUAUCUGCACAAGGACGCCUCGGAGACCAUCAGGGAGAUGUUAAGCCAACCUAAACCCCAGCAGGCUGGCGACGACAGGGAGGAGCCGUUCCAGGAUUUGUCCAAGGGCCGCCACUCCAUAAGUCGCCUCUUCCAGCCUCACGUGAGGCCGCACAGGAGGGGGCACAAGCAGAGACCCGCGUUCUUCUCACUGAGCGACGAACCGGCCGGCGAGGAACAAGAAGACGGGGUCUUCAGACACAGGAUCGUAUCAGACGCUUUUGCAUAACGAUUCACGAAGGAUGACUUAUGGACAUACCAUAGCUCCAGAAAACAAAUGGAGACUGAAGCAACAGCGCUUCUGCUGGUUGAAGCCAAGUACUGCACUCCAUUUAGCGUAAACAACAAUCCCUCAUUUCUGUGUAUUUGCUUGUUUGUUUACUGUAUCAUUAUGACUCUAUGGAAGUCACUCGAACAUAAUAACAUAAUAAAUAGCGGUGAUGGUCGACAUUUUUCAUGAAGCAUCCAAACACUCAAAAAGGAAUUCCCAUGCUAAUACUUGCUGUGUCCCACAGGUGGUGCCCCCGAAAUGGAAAAGGACUAAUUAAACAUGAAAAGAAGUACCAGUGAUGUUGUCAUCAUAUAGAUUUUUUUUGCAAAAAAAAAAAAACACACUGUGGGUUAUGGUGGUACUGUUGAUAUCUUGGAUCUAACAGUAUCGGCGCACUAGCAUCAAAUAUUGAAUAUUAAAUAAUACAUUGUGAUUGUGUGUGUGCGUGUGUACUAAUGGCAUUUUGUCAGUUGAGCACAUCAACACAUUAGGAAAAUUAUAAUCGUGCGUUCCCCCUUCCGUGUGUGUGUGAGUGUUCUUGCCUGAGGUCAGCUGACACUAUAAUUCCCACGAAACACACACUGUGUUUGACGUCAAGACAAUGGCUCAUCUCCAAGCCUCAGGCCUUUUCAUUAUGCACAAGAAUAUUAUUUGAAGAAGCUGCUGUUUGUCACUCUUGUGUAUUUUUAUUUUGGUCCGCUGGUCCUUCACUCAUCCAUUAUUCCAUUAUUUUCUUUGGUGCACAUUUAGUGCAAUGGUGUAUUCUUUGUUAGACGUUUGUUGGGAAUUGCUGGAAAUAAAUUUGAAACAUUUUUAGAAUAAUUCGAUUUGUUUAUAUGUAUAUUUUUAAAAACAGAUAAUGCUAGUAUAAUUUUGAAUAUUAACAUUUGUAUUUGAUUAAUUAUCCAUCCGUUCAUUUUCUUCUGCUUAUCCUGGU
Dunckerocampus dactyliophorus (ringed pipefish) is the source of this 2196-nucleotide messenger RNA. Its product is annotated as ankyrin repeat domain-containing protein SOWAHA-like. Lineage: Eukaryota; Metazoa; Chordata; Actinopteri; Syngnathiformes; Syngnathidae. Gene Ontology annotation, molecular function: protein binding. The transcript is spliced from 2 exons. Bases 84 to 1217 code for a protein of 377 amino acids. The record is from RefSeq and is a predicted model, not a curated record.